This is a messenger RNA of Aricia agestis (brown argus), 2376 nucleotides long. RefSeq names its product nose resistant to fluoxetine protein 6-like (gene drd). Bases 199 to 2256 code for a protein of 685 amino acids. The record is from RefSeq and is a predicted model, not a curated record. The transcript is spliced from 13 exons. Gene Ontology annotation, molecular function: acyltransferase activity, transferring groups other than amino-acyl groups. NCBI's taxonomy places the organism in Eukaryota, Metazoa, Arthropoda, Insecta, Lepidoptera, Lycaenidae.
CUAAAAAAAUAUUUUGCACUUUCACAUCUGAUCGUGAAACUGUAUUAAGUGACGUCAAAUUGGAAUUUGCGAAGCUGGUAACAUCAGUUGACAUUAGUAAAAAGUGUCAUAUCAAACGUUUCUCAAUCCUAUUGUUUGACAAUGUCGUAGCAUGUUUAUAGUUGCGUGCGGCGAGCGAGCAUCAUUGGCGAACCAGCCAUGGCGACGCGAGCUUGCAUCGUACUGUGCGCGCUAGUAAUAUGCGCGUACGCAGCCCGCGAGUGCAUAGAACUGACGAUAAAGGACAAUUUCCUAUCCGACUCCAUAUUCAACAGCACGAUACUGAAAGUGAAGCAGGAGGGGGCGCGGGUGAAUAUUGUGGGGCUCUGGGACAAGUUCCCGAAGACAGUGGUGCCCCUGAACGGGACGAGCGAGCAGUGCAGGCGGGAGAGCCAGCUGUUCCUGGACAGCUUGGACCGACUGGAGCUAUGGGCGCUGCAGAUGUUUGACGCGACCGCGAAGCCUCCGUCCGGCAUACUGUCCGGCAAUGCCAACCAAUAUGGCGACUUCGACGAGUGCCUCGCGGUUGACGGGGCGGUUCGCGGGAAGUACUGCCUCGCCUCUCUUCAGGUGACAGUGGAUGGACAUGAGGCGAUAGACAACAUGGUGCACAGCGGAUACUUCAUAAGAAGCAACGUCACGGAUAUGGGCCACCGUCUCCCGCGGUACUCCAGCCUGCUGUGGGGCGUCUGCAUCCCCAGCUCCUGCAGCAGCUUCGACUUGGAGCACGAGCUGGCCGACAAGCUGACCGACCUGCGCAUCUCCGUGAAGGUCCACAACACCAUGUGCACCGUCAAGAACGUGGUGCGACCUUACUCCUUCGGAAAAUCCCUGGCUAUAGCAUUCUUUCUCGCCAUUCUCCUCCUGCUGAGUUUGGGGACGAUGCUCGACGAUGGAAAGGAAGGCUCCACAAACUUCGAGAAGCUUUUAAACGGCUUCUCCCUGAAGAGAAAUUUCAAGAAACUCUUCGAUCUAUCAGACACUACGGACAAAGUGAAGGGUGUUGACGCGAUGAGGGGUAUCAAUAUGAUCACCCUGCUCCUCGCACAUAAGUCCAUGGCUAUGGCACACAACCCGUACGUUAACAAAACCACGUAUUCUGCUGUAUUCGGCAUGCCUUGGGCGGUUAUCGGAAGGUCUGCCAUAUUAUACACAGACAGUUUUCUGUACCUUAGUGGAUUUCUGAAUGCCCACAACUUACUUAAAGAACUGGACAGGAAAGGAACUAUAGACGUCAAGGAGAGGCUAAUUUCUAGAUGGUUCAGACUCUUCCCCCUCUUCCUGAGUCUGAUGCUGUUCUGCACGUACAUCUUGCCGGACGUGAACAACGGCCCGCAGUGGAACCUCGUGGUGGAGGAGCACAGCCGCGUCUGCGUCAAGAACAUGUGGAAGAGUUUCCUCUUUAUCCACAACUACUUUGGUUUUGAGGAUAUGUGUCUAACCCACACGCACCAGCUCGGCAUAGACAUGCAGCUGUACGUAGCCACAUUACCCCUGAUGCUACUGCUGUGGAAGUCCAGGAGACUGGGGCUGGCCCUCAUGCUGGGUAUAGCAGUCGGCUCCACCGUCCUCCGGUACCUGGCCAUCCAUUGGUACGACAUCAGCAUGUUCGUGUACUACGGGAUCUCAGUCAACAAACUCCUGGACGCAGCACGCUACUCCUACAUCCUGCCGACUCACCGAGCGACGAUCUACCUCAUAGGGGUGCUCAUGGCCUUCGUGCUGCGAGCUAAGAAGUCUACCAGUCUUACAGACAACCAAGUCCGCGCGCUAUGGGGCGUAAGUUUCGCGGUGGGGUUGUUCACGCUCAUCAGCCCCUACCAGAUGGGGCUAGAGGGGUACAAGUACGAGCACCUCCCCGCGGCGCUGUUCGCGGCCUUCUCCCCCGUGCUGUGGGGGCUGGCCAUGGGGAUCGGACACUGGGCUAUAUGCAACGAUUAUGCGGGUAUCGGUACAUCGUUCAUAGAGUCGCGAGUGUUCAGGUUCCUGAACAAGAUCGCGUACGGCGUGUACCUCACGCAGUUCCCGAUAUUCUUCUACAACGUCGGCAUACAGAGGCAUUCUGAGUACUACUCACCGCUACUACUGUUCCCGGUGCCGGAGAUGCUGCUAGUGCUGGUGAUAUCCAUACUGACCACCGUCGCCAUCGAGAUGCCAUUCAACCAGCUCUACAGGAUUUAUUUCGGAAAAUCACAGAGAAAAGUGAAAGAAAACUGACGAGGAAAUUGUAAAUAUUCGACAUUAUACCAAACAUCACGUAGUCAUUAAGAUUUUUGUAAGGAUUUUGUACCGCUAAUGUAUGUAUUAGAUUAAAGAAAUAAGAUUACUUAACUUAUA